AUGGCUCGAAUCGACGUCGAAAAAGCCAUUGAGGAGCUCACCCUCGGCGAGAAGGUGGCCCUCACAGCAGGCCAAGACUUCUGGCACACGGUCUCAAUCCCACGCCUCAACAUUCCCGCUCUCCGUAUGUCCGAUGGCCCCAAUGGCAUCCGCGGAACACGCUUCUUCAAUGGCAUCCCAGCAGCAUGCUUCCCCUGCGCAACCGCGCUCGGCGCAACCUGGGACACUGAGCUUCUAUCCCAGGUUGGCUCGCUGAUGGGCGAUGAAGCGAUUGCAAAAGGCACGCACGUCGUGCUAGGACCGACGAUCAACACUCAGCGGUCGCCAUUAGGCGGGCGCGGCUUCGAAUCCUUCUCUGAGGAUGGCGUUCUCUCUGGUACGCUGGCUGGCUACCUCUCCAAGGCAAUGCAGGAGAAGGGCGUUGCCGCUACGCUCAAGCACUUUGUCUGCAAUGACCAGGAACAUGAGCGUCUGGCUGUCAACAGUAUCCUCACAAACCGGGCACUGCGUGAGAUCUACUUGAUGCCGUUCCACUUGGCUAUGCGCAUUUGUCGGACGCAGUGUGUUAUGACGGCUUAUAAUAAGAUCAAUGGUACUCAUGUUAGUGAGAAUAAGGCUAUUAUUGAUGAUAUCCUGCGCAAGGAAUGGGGUUGGGAAGGUGUUGUUAUGAGUGACUGGUUUGGUACUUACAGUGUCUCCGAUGCCGUCAUUGCUGGUCUUGAUAUCGAGAUGCCUGGUAAGACCCGCUGGCGUGGCGAGGCUCUUGCACACGCCGUCAAUUCAAACAAGGUGGCCCAAUACGUGCUUGAUGAGCGAGUGCGCAAUAUCCUCAACCUAGUCAACUGGGUAGAGCCUCUGGGUAUUCCCGAGGGAGCAUCUGAGAUAUCUCUCAAUCGGCCAGAAGAUCAGGCUUUGAUGCGUCGCGCUGCUGCCGAAUCCAUCGUGCUUAUGAAGAAUGAGGAUGGCAUCCUGCCCUUCAAGAAGGAUGGGUCUCUCCUGGUCAUUGGCCCCAACGCUAAGAUUGCCGCGUACAGCGGUGGUGGCUCGGCAUCAUUGGCUCCGUACUACACUGUCACUCCAUUUGAUGGCGUCUCUGCUAAGAGCGAAGGGGAGGUCAAGUUCAGUCAGGGUGCCUAUUCGCACAAGGAACUUCCGCUCCUUGGCCCGCUGAUGAAGACUGCAGACGGCAAGCCUGGCUUCACAUUCAAGGUCUACAAUGAACACCCUGAGUCCGGAGAGGAGCGAGAAGUCAUAGACGAGUUGCAUCUCGUUGACUCCUUGGGCUUCUUGAUGGACUACGUCAACCCCAAGAUCAAAACCAACACCUACUAUGUCGAUAUGGAAGGUUCGUUCACCCCCGAGGAAAGCGGAGUCUACGACUUCGGCGUGACAGUUGUCGGCACAGGCCGACUCCUCAUCGACGGCGAGGUGGUCGUCGACAACACCAAGAACCAAAAGCAAGGCUCCUCCUUCUUCGGCAACGCCACCAUCGAAGAACUCGGCACCAAAGAGCUCACGGCCGGCCAAACCUAUCAGGUUCUCUUCCAAUUCGGCAGCGCCCCAACCUCCGACCUAGACACCCGCGGCAUUGUCGCCUUCGGCCCAGGCGGAUUCCGCUUCGGCGCCAGCCGCCAAGUAAGCCAAGAAGAGCUUAUCGCCAACGCAGUCGAGCAAGCCAAAACCGCCGACCAAGUCGUCAUUUUCGCCGGCCUUACCCUUGAAUGGGAGACCGAAGGCCACGACCGCGACACCAUGGACCUACCCCCCGGUAGCGACGAGCUGAUCAGCCGAGUGCUAGAAGCAAACCCCAACGCAGUAGUCGUCAUUCAGUCCGGCACACCAGUCACAAUGCCGUGGGCUGACAACGCCAAAGCCCUCGUGCAAGCCUGGUUCGGCGGCAACGAGCUCGGCAACGGCAUCGCAGACGUCCUCUACGGCGACGUCAACCCCUCCGGCAAGCUUCCCCUCACCUUCCCCCGUCGUCUCCAAGAUAACCCCUCCUACCUGAACUUCCGCUCCGAGCGUGGCCGUGUCCUCUACGGCGAAGACAUCUACGUCGGCUACCGCUACUUCGAGAAGAGCGACGUCGCGCCAGCCUUCGCCUUCGGCCAUGGAUUGUCAUACACGAGCUUCUCGCGCGCCGAUCUGAGCAUCGAGACCGUCCCCGAACAAGCCAAAUACGCCGAGUCCGGUGAACCAAUCACUGCGUCCGUGACUGUCUCCAACACCGGCUCUGUGGCCGGUGCGGAGAUCGUGCAGCUCUGGGUCCUGCCGCCGAAGACCGAUGUCGGUCGACCCGUGCGCGAGCUCAAGGCUUUCCAGAAGGUCUUCUUGCAGCCCGGUGAGACUCAGACUGUGCAGCUGGUUGUUGAGAAGAAGCUCGCGACGAGUUGGUGGGAUGAGGAGCGGGAGCAGUGGAUCUCCGAGAAGGGGGUCUACAAGGUUCUUGUUACGGGUACUGGGGCUGAGGAGCUGCAUGGUGAGUUUGAGGUGGGCAAAACUCGCUUCUGGCUUGGUUUGUAG
This is a messenger RNA of Penicillium paradoxum, 2523 nucleotides long. Its product is annotated as beta-glucosidase. NCBI's taxonomy places the organism in Eukaryota, Fungi, Ascomycota, Eurotiomycetes, Eurotiales, Aspergillaceae. Gene Ontology annotation, biological process: glucan catabolic process. The transcript is spliced from 3 exons. The record is from RefSeq and is a predicted model, not a curated record. Gene Ontology annotation, molecular function: beta-glucosidase activity. Bases 1 to 2523 code for a protein of 840 amino acids.